Messenger RNA from Nerophis lumbriciformis (worm pipefish), 2997 nucleotides. The record is from RefSeq and is a predicted model, not a curated record. Lineage: Eukaryota; Metazoa; Chordata; Actinopteri; Syngnathiformes; Syngnathidae.
AUGGAGAACGCGCACACCAAAGAACCUGACGAGGUUCUGGCCUAUUUUGGCGUGAGUGAGGACAAGGGCCUGUCGCCGGAGCAGUUCAAGAAAAACCUGGACAAGUAUGGCUAUAACGAGCUUCCAGCGGAGGAGGGUAAGAGUAUCUGGGAGUUGGUUGUAGAACAGUUUGAGGACCUGCUGGUCAGAAUUUUACUGCUGGCUGCCUGCAUCUCCUUUGUACUGGCUUGGUUCGAGGAAGGUGAGGAAACAGUCACCGCCUUUGUUGAGCCUUUCGUCAUCCUCCUCAUCCUCAUCGCCAAUGCCAUUGUUGGCGUGUGGCAGGAGCGCAAUGCAGAAAGUGCCAUUGAGGCUCUGAAAGAAUACGAGCCUGAGAUGGGUAAAGUUUACCGGUCGGACAGGAAGAGUGUGCAGCGAAUCAAGGCCAGGGAAAUCGUUCCGGGUGAUGUGGUGGAGGUCUCUGUUGGUGAUAAAGUACCAGCAGAUAUUAGGAUAAUCUCCAUUAAAUCCACCACUCUUCGUGUGGACCAGUCCAUUCUCACUGGUGAGUCUGUCAGUGUGAUCAAGCACACCGAUGCUGUUCCAGACCCACGAGCUGUUAACCAGGACAAGAAGAACAUGCUGUUUUCUGGCACCAACAUCGCUGCUGGAAAAGCCACUGGUAUUGCUGUGGCAACUGGUGUCUCCACUGAGAUUGGCAAGAUCCGCGACCAAAUGGCUGCCACUGAACAGGAGAAAACUCCUCUGCAGCAGAAAUUGGACGAGUUUGGGGAGCAGCUCUCCAAGGUUAUCUCCCUUAUCUGUGUGGCUGUAUGGAUAAUCAACAUUGGGCAUUUUAAUGACCCAGUCCAUGGUGGCUCCUGGUUCCGUGGAGCAAUCUACUAUUUCAAAAUUGCUGUGGCCUUAGCCGUGGCUGCCAUCCCAGAAGGUCUGCCAGCUGUAAUUACCACAUGCCUGGCCCUGGGAACUCGCCGCAUGGCCAAGAAAAAUGCCAUUGUCAGAAGCUUGCCCUCUGUGGAGACACUGGGGUGCACCUCAGUCAUUUGCUCGGACAAAACUGGUACCCUCACCACCAAUCAGAUGUGUGUGACAAAGAUGUUCAUUGUUGAUAAAGUGGAUGACGACAACGUCACUCUUGGUCAAUUUGACAUCUCUGGCUCAAAGUAUACUCCUGAGGGAGAAGUUUCAAGAAGGGGUAUGAGUGUAAAAUGUGGCCAGUAUGAUGGACUGGUUGAGCUGGCCACCAUCUGUGCUCUUUGUAAUGACUCCUCGCUCGACUACAACGAGUCGAAGGGAAUUUAUGAGAAAGUGGGUGAGGCCACUGAAACAGCUCUGUCCUGUUUGGUGGAGAAGAUGAACGUGUUCAACACUGAAGUGCGUAGCUUGUCCAAGGUGGAACGAGCAAAUGCUUGCUGCGGUGUGAUUAAGCAGCUGAUGAAGAAGGAGUUCACGCUGGAGUUCUCCAGAGACAGGAAGUCCAUGUCAGUCUACUGUUCUCCAGCAAAGUCUGGAAAAGCCCCAGUAGGAAAUAAGAUGUUUGUCAAAGGUGCCCCAGAGGGUGUGAUUGAGCGGUGUUCAUACGUCCGCGUGGGCACCAAUCGUCUUCCCUUGACUGGGCCGGUCAAAGAUCACAUAAUGGCAGUGAUCAAGGAGUGGGGAACAGGGCGCGACACCCUCCGCUGUUUGGCUCUGGCCACCUGUGACUCUCCUCUAAGGAAGGAGGAGAUGAACCUGGAAGACUCCACCAGGUUUGCAGAGUAUGAGACCGACUUGACCUUUGUGGGCUGUGUUGGUAUGCUUGACCCUCCUCGUAAGGAAGUCAUGAGCUCCAUCGAACUGUGCAAAGCUGCUGGCAUUCGUGUCAUUAUGAUCACCGGUGACAACAAGGGCACAGCAGUGGCAAUCUGUCGCCGUAUCGGCAUCUUCUCGGAGGACGAGGACGUCACCGGCAAGGCCUUCACCGGUCGUGAGUUUGAUGACCUGUCUUCUUAUGACCAGAAGAACGCAGUCCGUAAGGCUUGUUGCUUUGCCAGGGUGGAACCGUCCCACAAAUCGAAAAUUGUUGAGUUCCUCCAAGGCUUUGAUGAGAUCACUGCCAUGACUGGUGAUGGAGUGAAUGAUGCCCCUGCCUUAAAGAAGGCAGAGAUUGGCAUCGCCAUGGGCUCUGGCACUGCAGUUGCCAAGUCAGCCUCUGAAAUGGUCCUGGCUGAUGACAACUUUUCUUCCAUUGUAUCUGCUGUCGAGGAGGGUAGAGCUAUUUACAACAACAUGAAACAGUUCAUCCGCUACCUCAUCUCUUCUAACGUGGGGGAGGUUGUCUGUAUCUUUCUGACAGCAGCAUUGGGUCUCCCGGAGGCUCUGAUCCCAGUUCAGCUACUGUGGGUCAACCUUGUGACGGAUGGGCUUCCUGCCACAGCUUUGGGCUUCAACCCUCCAGACCUGGACAUCAUGGGAAAAGCCCCUCGAUCCCCUAAAGAGCCCCUGAUCUCUGGUUGGCUCUUCUUCAGAUAUCUGGCCAUUGGCGGUUAUGUUGGCGCUGCAACCGUCGCUGCAGCUGCUUGGUGGUUCUUGUAUUGUGAGGACGGCCCAUUGGUCUCUUUCCAUCAGUUGUCACACUUUAUGCAAUGCAGUGAUGACAAUGAGGACUUUGAAGGGAUCCACUGUCACGUGUUUGAGGCUUCUCCUCCAAUGACCAUGGCUCUGUCUGUGCUGGUCACCAUUGAGAUGUGCAAUGCUCUAAACAGCUUGUCUGAAAACCAGUCCCUGAUGCGCAUGCCCCCAUGGAGCAAUAUCUGGCUGGUGGCUGCAAUGACCCUCUCCAUGUCCCUUCACUUUAUGAUCAUCUAUGUGGACCCUCUGCCCAUGAUCUUCAAGCUUACGCACUUGACUGUGGACCAGUGGAUUGUGGUACUGAAGCUUUCCUUCCCAGUCAUUUUAAUUGAUGAGAUCCUCAAGUUUGUGGCUCGUACAUAUCUGGAGGGUAGCAUGUUGGAAUAG